Pelecanus crispus (Dalmatian pelican) is the source of this 2172-nucleotide messenger RNA. Lineage: Eukaryota; Metazoa; Chordata; Aves; Pelecaniformes; Pelecanidae. The record is from RefSeq and is a predicted model, not a curated record.
CCGUCCUUGCCCCUGCCCGCCACCACCCAGCCGGAGGCCGUGCAGGGUGCCGCCAAGGAGGCCGGGGGCACCGAGCAGCCGGACCCCUCCACCAUGACUCCCCAGGUAAGGCAGUGCCGCCUCCGUGCUCGCCCCUGCUGCCCUGGCUGGCGGGAGGGAGUCCCCAGGGCCGUGGUGGCGAUUGACCGCUGGCCGGAACAGCAGCAAUACUGGUACCAGCAGCACCUGCUUAGCCUGCAGCAAAGGGCAAAAGCCCAUGCUCAGGGACAGCAGCAAAUGAAAGGUCCAGUAGGGAAGGAUGCAUCUGAGCAGAGAGCAAAGUCUGAAGAAGGGAAAAUGAGUGCCUCAACUCAGCAGUCUGAACCUCCUCCACUUAAUGAAUCUCUGCCUUCAGCUUCCAAAGAAGACGAGUCUUCUCUGACAUCCACUGAAACUCAGUCAAUGUCAGUAGACAUGCAGCUGCGACAUUAUGAGGCACAGCAAAAACAGUUCCAGCAGCUUCAUAAAGAUUGGGAGCGAUCAAUGAACCAACAGUGGCAGCAUCAGCUUCAAACCUAUCCUCACAAAGACCAGCUUCAAGAGUAUGAGAAACAGUGGAAAGCAUGGGAUGAACAGAUGAAGGUCACUCAGUCCCAUCUGCAGGAGAAAGUGAGCUCACUCCAAAAUCUGAAGAAUCAGUAUCCUGCAAAUGUUUCACUGCCACCUCCAUUUGUUCCAUAUUCUCAAACCACUCAAGGUGGCAUUCCUAUUAUGCCUCCAACUUUACCUUCAACUACACCUCCGCUGGUCCCCCCGCCUCUCUCUUCUGUUUCUCAGUUAUCUAAUUCCUCUGUCCCUUCAGGAUCCAGUUCUCAAAGCAGUCAAUCUACUGAGACACCAAGGCCAGCUCUGCUUCCCACCCCUGGUACCUAUGCAUCAAAAAUAGCUAGUUCAGCUGUCUAUUCACCUUAUCAUUCUCAAGUAAGUUCAUCCUUUGGCUCUUCAGACCACGGAAAGUCUCAAGUUCAUCUUAGUAAACAAACUGUCUCUAUUUCAUCUGAGCAAGGAUGUGGGGAACUGAAAGCCACUUCUGCAGUGUCUUCAACACAUGCACAUACCAUGCAGGAUAAACCAGUGAGGUCGGGUGGAUUGCUUCCAGAUCCUCCCAGAUCAGCACGUUUUGAAGGCCCCAGAGGCCCUAGAUUUGAUGGACCUCGGGGAAGAGGAUAUGACAAAUUUGAAGGCUCAAGACAGAGAGGUCCUCGAUUUGACUCCCAGCGCUCAGAAGGAUACAGGUCACGUUUUGACCGACAGAAUACAGAUGGACAGUCUUCGAGUAGAUGGGGGACUAUCCCACGAGGACCAGCAGCACAAUUUUAUACUUCGACAAAUGCAUCACAUGGACAUGGUUCCCGACCUACUGGUCCACGGUGGAGGGGACCCAGGCCUCAUUUGGGACAGCAGCAGCAGCAGUCACAGACAGACACACAGUCAGAAAACAAAGAACCUUUUACAGACGUAGCUGGCAAUCAGCAGACUGUAAGCAGAACACAGACUACUCCUGAUGCACAGAGUGCAGGUCCCAUUGAGCCAGAUGAGGACCUGACAAACACUCAACAGGAACAAUCCAAACCUGAAGUCAAAGAAACUAUUUCAGACCCUCCUAAAAAGUGGACAUGGAGUUCACAUGAUCCUAACCAACAAGUAGAAGAGUCCAAAGCACCUACUCCACCUAUCCAGAACCAGAAAUCAACAUCCCUUUCUAGUAACCCUGUGGCUUUGCAGUCAGGUAUUGCAAGAACAGGCGGAGCGGUAACCCCUGUAACAGGAAAUCAGGAUUUGGAUUCACCAGACAGCCAGUUGAUUGAUUCAGAUAGCACCCAGGGCCUACCUGGACCAGAAAACAGAGGGAAAGGGCCGUUUAUGCAUGAAGAUAGAGGCAAGGGACCAGUAAGCAGAGGAAGGGGCCAGGGCAGACUGGAUGAUGGCCGUGGCAGAGGGCAGGGGGAUGGCCGUGGCUGGGGAAUGGGCCGUGGCCGGGGGAUGGGAAGGAUGGACGGUGGCCGAGGGAUGGGAAGGAUGGACGGUGGCCGGGGAAUGGGAAGGAUGGACAGUGGUUGGGGAAUGGGCAGGAUGGACGAUGGCCAUGGCCGGGGAAUGGGCAGGAUGGAUGAUGGCCGUGGCAGAGGAUAU